AUGUAUCCGGAAGUGGACCAAGUGAUAACUCUUCCGCUUGCAACCGCUGGUCGACAGGGAUUAGUCGUGGCGAAACCCUCUUCUGGAAGUUGCUUGGAAAGCAGGUUAAGGGAUGAUUUGACUCUCCGACAUACUUUGAUUUACAAUCUAAAUGAAUCAAUGAGCGCUGUGAAUGAACUGGUUUCCCACGGGUGGAUUCGAAUUAACAGCUCGAGCCAGCCACCAAUCAUUAUGGUAUCAGAAGCCCGCGCUUGUGGAGGUAAAGUCUCAGAGGGUGAAUUUAUGCGUGCUUUUGCCUCAGACUGGGGAGUUGCGAUGUCCCCCAUUUGGUCAUUUUUUUGUUCCUUGUCCAUUACUUUUUAUUGUCCCGGUUUAUUUACUACUCUUUGUGGUUUAUUGCCCUCGUUCUUAUUGGCAACGUUUCCAGAUAUCUGA
Messenger RNA from Gongylonema pulchrum, 435 nucleotides. The record is from the annotation of a GenBank genome assembly. Lineage: Eukaryota; Metazoa; Nematoda; Chromadorea; Rhabditida; Gongylonematidae.